Messenger RNA from Lithohypha guttulata, 2067 nucleotides. RefSeq lists its product as uncharacterized. Gene Ontology annotation, molecular function: hydrolase activity. Lineage: Eukaryota; Fungi; Ascomycota; Eurotiomycetes; Chaetothyriales; Trichomeriaceae. The transcript is spliced from 2 exons. Gene Ontology annotation, cellular component: cytosol. The coding region runs from base 1 to 2067 and encodes 688 amino acids. Gene Ontology annotation, biological process: nucleotide catabolic process. The record is from RefSeq and is a predicted model, not a curated record.
AUGAAUACAAUCAUGCGCAAUGUGGCUAGCAUAGUCACCAUCUGGAUCGCGACUUCCCAGGCAAUUCAGCCAGGCGCUGCACCUGCCCAGUCUGAACCACUACGAGAGCUAGACUUUGGGGAUAUAAACUUCCUACACACAACAGACACACACGGAUGGCAUGCAGGACACAUACUGGAAUCUUCAUACAGUGCAGACUGGGGUGAUUACAUUUCCUUCUCACGGCACUUACGGAAUAAGCUGGAAGCUGAGGGGAGAGACCUUUUAGUAAUUGACACUGGUGACAGAAUAGAGGGCAACGGUCUCUACGAUGCUUCUGUUCCCAGGGACAUUCUUUGCACUGGCAACCAUGAGCUAUACAAGAAUUCCUCAGCUGAAGAUGACUACCUCAAGCUUGUUCCUACCUAUAAGAACAACUAUCUCGCUUCAAAUCUGCAGAUCAUUGAUCCAGUAACGGGUGUCCUAUCUUAUGCGGCUCGAACUCAUCGCAAAUUCACUACCAAGAAACAGGGUCUGCGCAUUAUGGCUAUGGGCUUUAUUUUUGACUUCACCCGGAACGACAAAAACACUAUUGUGAUUCCAGUAGGAGUGGCAGUCAAGCAACCCUGGUUCCAGGAAGCCAUUCGCGACAGAGACGUCGACCUCUUCGUAAUCAUUGGGCACGUUGGUCUACGCGCGCCAGAAUUUGAGCUCAUUCAUCGCGAAAUUCGUUCCGUCAACGCAGACAUCCCAAUUCAGUUCUUCGGUGGUCACUUUCACACUCGAGACUACCGCGUGUUUGACGCAAAGUCUCACGCUCUAGCAUCAGGCCGAUUUAUGGAGACCAUUGGCUUUCAAUCGCUCACCUUCAGCAACACUUCCAAUACAAUUGCCAGCAAUGUGACCUUCUCCCGCCGCUACAUCGAUAACAACCUGUACAGCCUCCAUCACCAUAGUGACACCAACCAAUCCACUUUCUCAACUCCCUCUGGUCUCCGCACAUCCGCCAUGAUCACUCACGCCCGCUCUAUCUUGCAUCUCGACCAGACUUUUGGCUGUGCACCACAAAACUACUGGAUGUCCCGUACCCCUUAUCCUCACCCCGAGUCGAUCUUCUCCCUGAUAGUAGACAAUAUCUUUCCAACAAUCCUUAAUCCAACUCGUCAAACCAAAAGUCGACUACUGCUCACAAAUACCGGCGCAAUCAGAUUCGACAUUUUCAAGGGUCGAUUCACGCGUGACAGCACAUACAUUGUCAGUCCAUUUACCAGUAACUUUUCCUAUCUUCCGGAUGUCCCAUACAAACUUGCCAGUAAACUGCUUCCGAUCCUAAAUGGCGAAGGGCGACAGACUCUGAGAUCUCUCAAUAUCCCUGAUUUGACAAUCGCAGCACUACACGAAGACGCCAACCUCGACCUUACCGCCCUUCCACCACCCGAACAGCGCGCCCGCAACCACGAGAAACAACACCUAUACAUUUCCGGUCCUUACAUGCACAAACACAAGCACUUGAUUUCCGAACAUCGCCUCCAGUCACGAGACCACCAACAAACUCACGAACAGCAACAACACGACCUCAAAGCUCAAGAUUCACAGCACCGAAUCCUCCCUGAAACGGCAGCAGCAGCAGCAGCAAAAUCCAAACCCCAAACUCUCACCCCAGGUUACACAACCCUCGACGAUCUAGGCAGAAACGGCGACGAUACAAUCCACUCACCGAUCCAGUUCUACGACGUGCCGAAUUGUGUGCAGGCUCUUUUUGUGGGUGACAACAACAACACCCCUAAUAGCAAGACCUUGGACAAUGAAGAGAGUACUGGGGCGGUUGUUGAUGUGGUGUUUAAUCACUUCCUCAUGCCGUAUAUUCUGCAGAUUUUGAAUUUAUUGCCCCAGGAUAAUGAUGGGAGCAAUGGAGAGACGGAGGGAAGAUUGAGAUGGAGUGUAGAUGAUGUGAGUAAUUAUGUUCCUGGUGAGACGUUCACGAGUCUGCUUGCGAAGUGGGUGAGUGAAAACUGGGGGAAGUAUUGUGAUUCAUCGGAAUUGCAAGAGCAAGAACGCGAUCAGGUGGAGAUGCAUUUCGAGCUGUGA